UGCCCUCCUUUCAGAAACCCCGUAGUCGGCAGUAGGCGGAAGCUUCAACAAAUAGGUCCAAAAUGGCAGGAGCUGAUGGAGACGAUUCGCUGUACCCCAUAGCUGUUUUAAUCGAUGAACUUCGAAAUGAAGACGUCCAGUUGCGGCUGAACAGCAUUAAGAAGCUGUCCACCAUCGCGUUGGCGUUAGGAGUGGAGAGGACUCGCACAGAACUCCUUCCCUUCCUCACUGACACCAUCUACGAUGAGGACGAGGUCCUGCUGGCUCUGGCUGAGCAGCUGGGCAACUUCACCAUGCUUGUGGGAGGCCCUGAAUUCGUCCAUUGCCUCCUGCCCCCGCUGGAGAGCCUGGCCACUGUGGAGGAGACAGUGGUGCGGGACAAGGCGGUGGAGUCACUGCGCAAGAUCUCUCAGGAGCACUCGCCCGUGGACCUGGAGGUGCACUUUGAGCCCCUGGUGAAGCGCCUUGCCAGCGGAGACUGGUUCACCUCCCGCACCUCCGCCUGCGGCCUCUUCAGCGUCUGCUACCCCCGUGUCUCCAGCACCGUCAAGGCUGAGAUCAGGCAGCAUUUCCGCACGCUGUGCUCCGACGACACCCCGAUGGUGAGGCGGGCCGCUGCCUCCAAGCUGGGAGAGUUUGCCAAGGUUCUGGAGCUGGAGUACGUCAAGAGCGACAUCAUCUCCCUCUUCACUGCACUGGCCUCUGAUGAGCAGGACUCUGUGCGUCUGUUGGCGGUGGAGGCGUGCGUGAGCAUCGCCCAGCUGCUGCCCCAGGAGGAGCUGGAGUCGCUGGUCAUGCCCACACUGCGCCAGGCGGCCGAGGACAAGUCCUGGAGGGUGCGCUACAUGGUGGCCGACAAGUUCUCCGAGUUGCAAAAGGCAGUCGGGCCAGAGAUCACCAAGAAUGACCUGGUCCCAGCUUUCCAGAACCUUCUGAAGGACUGCGAGGCAGAGGUCCGUGCAGCUGCAGCCAACAAAGUCAAAGAGUUCUGUGAGAAUUUACCCGAGGAUGGCAGGGAGACCAUCAUCAUGACUCACAUUCUGCCCUGUGUGAAGGAGCUGGUGUCCGACACCAACCAGCAUGUGAAGUCAGCAUUGGCAUCGGUCAUCAUGGGCCUGUCCACCAUCCUUGGGAAGGACAACACCGUGGAGCACCUGCUGCCCUUGUUCCUGGCCCAGCUCAAGGACGAGUGUCCUGAGGUGCGCCUGAAUAUCAUCUCCAACCUGGACUGUGUGAACGAGGUGAUUGGCAUCCGCCAGCUCUCCCAGUCCCUGCUGCCCGCCAUCGUGGAGCUGGCCGAGGACGCCAAGUGGAGGGUGCGCCUCGCCAUCAUCGAGUACAUGCCCCUCCUGGCAGGACAACUGGGCGUGGAGUUCUUUGAUGAGAAGCUCAACUCCCUCUGCAUGGCUUGGCUCGUUGACCAUGUGUAUGCCAUCCGGGAGGCUGCCACCAACAACCUGAAGAAGCUGGUGGAGAAGUUUGGCCCUGAGUGGGCACAGAACACCAUCGUGCCCAAAGUGCUGGGCAUGGCCAACGACCCCAACUACCUGCAUCGCAUGACCACACUCUUCUGCGUCAAUGCGCUGUCUGAGGUGUGUGGGCAGGACAUCACCACUAAGCACAUGCUCCCCGUGGUGCUCAAGAUGGCUAACGACCAGGUGGCCAACGUGCGCUUCAACGUGGCCAAAUGCCUGCAGAAGAUCGGACCUGUCCUGGACAGCAAUUCUCUCCAGGCAGAGGUGAAGCCGGUACUGGAGAAGUUGGCCACAGACACAGACAUGGACGUCAAGUACUUCGCCCUGGAGGCCAUCAGUGUCCUGUCCCUGGCCUGAAGCAUCCUCGACGUUCCCCAUCAGUCAAGCGCAACGGAGCAACACACACCUGUUGCGUCUAUUUAUUGAUCUUAUUGAGCGCUCCCAGAUCUGUCUAGCUAGUUUUGGUUCCGUUUUCUUCCUCUGCUCAUUUUCCUGUGCUGACCACCGCUACCAUUUGCUCCGCUCAGCUCCUCUCCUCUCAGCUCCUAUCCUCUCCUCUCCUCUCCGCUCUGGUUGCUGGUGGGUUUUGUCCUCACAUGAGAAGCACCUGUCCAGCUAUGUCCCUUCCUGACCUGCAUGGGGCGCUGCAGAGCACAGAGAACCCUUGCCUGUGUGUGUGUGUGUGUGUGUGUGUGUGUGUGUGUGCAUGGCUAUGAGUGGAAUGUGAAGCACCUGUCAGCCAUACAUCUGGUAUGAUGAGUGUGUAUAAGUGCGUCUGUGUGAGAGUUUGUCUAAUGGUUAUUUAGUGCUUCUGAAGGAUGCUGCCCGAUCUCUCCUGUACAGAUCUCUCCUGCUGGGCAGAUGCUACUCCAGACAGCAGAUGAAGCCUGUCUUGUCCACGUUAACUGCUCACUCUGUGUGUAAGUGUGUGUGUGCCUAGACUGCUUCCUCUGGCUGUCUCCUUUCGUGUGUCAGCAGCAGAUGCUCUUUGCGUGUGUGUGUGUGUCUGUGUGCACGUCCGAGUGUGUGUACAUGUGUGUUCGGCGUUGGCCGCCAGGCCACACAGACGGUUUUCCUGUUCCUCCUCCUCCUCUCUCCCUUCCCCAGAGAGACGACCACUGUGCGUCCUCACUUUACCCCCCCCCCCCCUCUUCUUCGCUUUCCAGCUCUUCACUUUCCCCCUGCUUUAAGGGACCAUCUCUCAGAUGAGUAUUUGCUGGCAUAGACCAGACACACACACACACACACACACCACACACACACACACACACUUCAUGCUUCUUGGGAGUGUUGAGUUCAGUUGUAUAUACACUGGCUCCUUUUUGUUUUCUUCUGCUUUGGAUAAAUUCCGGAGACGCAGUGUUUCAGUUUCAAUCUUGAUCUUUGUCUGUGCCAAUAAAGAAGAACUUUUUUUUUUUCUUUUUCUUUUUUAAUUUGUUUUUAAGUGAUCAGUAUUUGUCCUGUUUUGUUAUUUUUGUGUGAUGGUCUCCUGUAGGGAUGAAGCAAUCACACGUCUGAGGCGGGUUUGGUUACCGGAGGGACGGGCAGAAGCAAGGGAUUCUGGGAAGGCAGUAUUUUUAAAGAGGGUUGUGGGGGUGAUGUCACUUCCUGAUUGUACACAAUGAAACUGUUCAUGUACCUAUCCCACAAUCCCUUGCCUCAGAUAUUCCCUCUGGUAGUGGGGUGUGUGGAAUCUUGGGAAUUGUAUCGUUUGUACCGUUAUAGAUGACUACAGCCAACACUGUAUAUGGAAAAACUGAAUAAAAACUCACAAAAAGA
Messenger RNA from Sardina pilchardus (European sardine), 3254 nucleotides. RefSeq names its product protein phosphatase 2, regulatory subunit A, beta b (gene ppp2r1bb). Gene Ontology annotation, molecular function: protein phosphatase regulator activity; protein binding. Lineage: Eukaryota; Metazoa; Chordata; Actinopteri; Clupeiformes; Clupeidae. Gene Ontology annotation, biological process: protein dephosphorylation. The record is from RefSeq and is a predicted model, not a curated record. The transcript is spliced from 15 exons. Gene Ontology annotation, cellular component: cytoplasm; protein phosphatase type 2A complex. The coding region runs from base 63 to 1832 and encodes 589 amino acids.